AUGAGAAAAGUGCAAGACGUCCUUGACCAGGUUGUGAAGUUCUUUACCAUGCCCAUCUGUGGCACGCUUCUGGUGGUGCAGACGCUCCACUUACUCGCUCAGUGUCCGAUGCAUGGUUUAAUCCGGCUACUACUCAACGAACAAUGCGCGCUGAGACGAAUACGAAAUUAUGACAAGCCGACUAUUAAUUUCACCAAAACCUAUUUAACCAGACUCAGGCCCGAGCUCCCGAGCCCGGGGGUCGCCCGACGUCCGAAUGGAUCGUGGAUAAUAGCUGCGCGGACCAACUCCGACCCCCCACGCAUCCCACUUCCCCGCCUCCACAUCUCAGUCGUCUCGCUUCUUAAGCCGAUCGCGUCCAGCAUUCCAGGUUUUCGGUCGUUCGCACUCUUUCAGCAGUCAGUGGCGAUAAUUCAAAUCAUAAUGUCGAAACCCUCAAUCGGCUUCGUUGGCCUUGGAGCCAUGGGCUUUGGCAUGGCCACCCACCUCGUCAAGCAAGGCUACCCUGUGCAUGGUUACGAUGUUUUCCCUGCUUCUAUUGAGCGGUUCAAGGCCGCUGGCGGUAUUCCUGCUUCUACGCUCCGUGAAUCUGCUGAGGGUAAGAAGUAUUACAUUGUUAUGGUCGCUUCUGCGCCGCAAGCGCAGUCUGUUCUCUUUGGAGAUGACAGUAUCGUGCAAUACCUCCCUCAGAACGCAGUCCUCAUGCUGUGCUCGACCGUGUCCGCCUCAGAUGCCCAGUCCGUCGUUACAGAGCUACAAAACCGCGGUCGCGGCGAUAUACUCUUCGUCGACAGCCCUGUCUCCGGCGGCGCAAAGCGCGCCGCGGACGGAACGCUCUCAAUCAUGGCCGGCGCGACCGACGAAGCCCUCAACGCUGCCCGCGAUAUCUUGCAGGAAAUGUCGGAUGAGAAUAAGCUAUAUCUCGUCCCAGGCGGCAUCGGUGCAGGCAGCAACAUGAAGAUGGUUCACCAGGUCCUCGCAGCAAUCCACAUCUGUGGUGCUAGCGAGGCCAUGGGAUUCGCAGCGCAUCUCGGCUUGGAUGCUCGGGCGACGGCCGAGGCAAUCUUUGCUUCGGAUGCGUGGACAUGGAUGCACGAGAACCGAUUCCCUCGGAUGGUGGAGGAGGAUUGGACGCCUGGUGCGAGUGCGCUGACCAUUAUUCUGAAGGAUGCUGGAAUCAUCACCAGCUCCGCCCGUCAACAUCGAUUCCCCACCCCUCUUUGCUCGACCGCAGAACAAGCCUACCUCGCUGCCCUCGUGCACGGUUGGGGCCCCAAAGACGACUCAGCGAUGAUCCGACAAUACUACGCCAAGCCCCUCUCGGAGGUAUCUCCCAGCGCCGACCCCAAAGCCGCCACCGAGCUUGUCCUUGAGCUCAUGCGGGGCGUCAACCUUGUCGCGGCGGCCGAGGCGGUCGCAUUCGCACGAUACCUCAAGGUCGACCUCGCGCAGUUCCACGGGCUUGUCAGUCAAGCUGCCGGCGCCAGCAAGAUCUUUAUUCAGCAGGGUCUGGAGAUGAUUGAAGGACGUAUCGGGGAUAAAGCCCCGGAAGGCUCGCCUACAGUGGGUCAAGCUGCUGCUAAACUAGAGGCUGUAGUGCAAAAGGCGCGAGACCUUCACUGCCCGUUGCAUCUGGGGAAUGCGGCUUUGAACGUGCUGUUCCAGGCGCAGAGACAUGGGUCGGGCGGACAGAGCAGUACCAGUGUGAUUCGUGUUUAUGGGUAA
Molecule: messenger RNA, 1725 nt
Organism: Aspergillus calidoustus
Lineage: Eukaryota; Fungi; Ascomycota; Eurotiomycetes; Eurotiales; Aspergillaceae
Source: the annotation of a GenBank genome assembly